AUGCAAGAUCCAAGAGAACAGCCCCAAGGUCAAGUUUGGGAAUGGUUGAAGGCAAUAGAGGCAAUCAAGCUACAACAAUUGUGGGUGAAAGGUCUUGAUCCUGGACGUAUGACAUGUGUCAAAGGUCUAACGGUUGCCGGUGUUCGAGUUGUGAGCAUUACUGAUCACACUCCUCUUAAAGAACUCGGUCCAAGGCCACGAAAAAUUAGGAAAGUUUAG
This is a messenger RNA of Ostertagia ostertagi, 219 nucleotides long. The record is from the annotation of a GenBank genome assembly. Lineage: Eukaryota; Metazoa; Nematoda; Chromadorea; Rhabditida; Trichostrongylidae.